AUGGGGAAUUGCAUGAUGAGAAGUAAUAGCAAGGUUUCGGCACAAGAUCAUGACAAGCAUGAGCCAGCUGAAAAGAAAGUAGAAGCAAUACAGCCCACAGGGACACCAAUGUCGUGGAAGAAGGAGAAGAAGACGGUGAGAUUUAAUUUACCAGAAGAUGAAGAUGAUGGUGGUAGAGGAAUAAAGAAUGGUACGCAUGAUGAGUCUAAAAGUGGAGCUGUGAGGAUUAGACUGGUGGUGACUCAAGAAGAGUUGAAACAACUACUGAAUUACAAGAACGAUUCAAUUUCAAACCGCUCUUCUGUGGAGCAAUUGUUAAGUUUAUUGAAGUCCAGAUCAGGAAGGAGGGUUUCCGCAGAUCAAAUUGGAAAACAUACAACUACUGACGAAAGUUGGAGACCAGUUUUAGAGAGUAUUUCAGAAGAUCAAUGUUGA
Rosa rugosa (rugosa rose) is the source of this 435-nucleotide messenger RNA. RefSeq lists its product as uncharacterized. Lineage: Eukaryota; Viridiplantae; Streptophyta; Magnoliopsida; Rosales; Rosaceae. Bases 1 to 435 code for a protein of 144 amino acids. The transcript has a single exon. The record is from RefSeq and is a predicted model, not a curated record.